GUGUCGAUACUCGCUAAUCUUGAUAUUCAUUUUUAUCGAUAUUUAUUAGUCUCGUUUCAAUUAGUUUCAUAUACUUUACUACUCCAAUGAAAGACCGACCAACCAGAAGAUCUAUUCUAGUAGCGAGUGAGAAAAACGCUGGUCAGAGCACUUCUGGUAGGCUAUGCUAUGGGUUUACAUUCUCAUUCGACUCAAUGGUCAGGUUUGCUGCAGUGAAUACUUUAACAAGUGUUACUGCACCAGUCUGUGUUGUUCAUUAAUGCGGUUUUAAUGUUUCUGGAUAAAACACUAACAUGAACCAUAGACACUUCAAACCAGCAUGGCUCUACAGACUUGACGGACGCACAGAGGUUGGUAGCUGCCAGUUCGGCUGGUUCCAAAAUGCAUGCUACCUCUCAAUCAAGUUUUUCCAACUUUAAUGUUCCAAUGGCCAAUUUUCAUCAGCAAGUUCUGCUACAAUAUGCUGCUAUGCAUGCUGCUGCAUCGUCAUCUGCAAAUUCAAGUGUCACUGCUGCAGCAGUUGCAGCAGUUGCAGGAUCUCUAAACUCUGCUGGAGGAAUUCGACCAAUGGGACUGCGAUCUGCCUUUUCUACUCUGUCUUCUGAUUCUUCAUUGAUAGACAUGUCUUCACAGCCCCUGUUUUCAAAAGAUGCUUUGCGAGCUUUAAUGCGUCAGGUAGAUGCAGAACAAAAGUUGGAUGUGGACGUGGAAGAUCUACUCUUGGAUGUUGCCAGUGAUUUUGUACUUAAAGUAGCGCAUAGUUCUUGUCUAUUGGCAAAGCACCGUCAUUCAACAACGCUGGAAUUGAAAGACGCUCAGUUACAUUUAGAUCGCAACUAUGAUAUUCGUGUGCCUGGAUUUGGUGAAGAGCUUCCUGAAAUUACUCGGAGACGCAAGACCGGACAGCGAGUUCACGCUAGCCGCAUACUACAUAUUCGUGAGACAAUUCGUAAAUCUAGCAUGAUAAAGCGGUCUGAGCGUCUGCGAGCCAAAAAACGCAAUUAGUGAAUAUUUUUAAUCAUGCCAAGCUUGAUUUGAAACCAUUUUGCUUUGGAAUACACAAUGGUUAAAUACUCGUUGCAAUUUCCUACUACAAAUUAACUGCUUCAAUAAACACGAUCAAACUAUGAUUUUCAACCGAG
Messenger RNA from Batrachochytrium dendrobatidis JAM81, 1142 nucleotides. RefSeq lists its product as uncharacterized. Gene Ontology annotation, biological process: RNA polymerase II preinitiation complex assembly; DNA-templated transcription initiation. Gene Ontology annotation, molecular function: TBP-class protein binding; protein heterodimerization activity; DNA binding. The transcript is spliced from 8 exons. NCBI's taxonomy places the organism in Eukaryota, Fungi, Chytridiomycota, Chytridiomycetes, Rhizophydiales. Gene Ontology annotation, cellular component: transcription factor TFIID complex; SAGA complex; SLIK (SAGA-like) complex. The coding region runs from base 382 to 1005 and encodes 207 amino acids. The record is from RefSeq and is a predicted model, not a curated record.